Vicia faba (fava bean) is the source of this 912-nucleotide messenger RNA. Lineage: Eukaryota; Viridiplantae; Streptophyta; Magnoliopsida; Fabales; Fabaceae. The record is from the annotation of a GenBank genome assembly.
AUGGAAUCCGAAUCCUCUAGCCUCUCAGUCACUUCACAAGAUCAUGGUGAUUCUUCCAAAACAAAAAACGUUUUGAACAAGAAGAAGAAUGAACAAGGUCAAUCUUCAAAAUCCAAUUCCAAGGCGCCUAUUGAUUUUGCGAAGCUAUCGAAAGAGGAUUCGGUUGAUGGGUCAAAGGUGCAACAGCACAAUGGUUUUAGCCCUAUUUAUGUUGUUGGUUCGUCAUCUAAUUCACCUAAUAACAACAACGAAAAGAAAGACGAGAAAACCAGUGAAGAGAAGAAUUUGGAGUCAAAGAAAUCUUAUUCGUGCAACUUUUGCACGAGAGAAUUUUCCUCUUUACAAGCGUUAGGAGGACACCAGAAUGCCCAUAAAGCAGAACGUGCUUUAAAAAAACAACGUGAACAAAGAUACGACACUGAUGUUCUAGAGUUAGGACAAACUCACUUGAACCCUUAUUUUCGUUAUCCUAGUGCUCUUCAUUCACCUUAUGGAGCACUUGGGGUUCGAAUGGACUCAAUGAUUCAAAAACCAUCUCUUUUUAACGCUAGGGUUAUACCAAAUAAUUUUGCGUAUGGUCAUGGUGGUUUGUGCUUGCAAGAGACAUUACACCCGUCUCUUGUUAGUUUGAGAAAUAAUAUGGAAGGUAGUAGUAGCAGGGUUGGAAUUCUAGGUCUUGGUGGUGCAACUUCUUCAAGGGUUGAAAAUAGUGCAAAUAAUAAAAUUGGUGAUUUUCUAAAAUUUGGAGAUUCUUCUAAAGAUGUUGCCAUAAGUUCAAGCUCUAAUUUAGAUAAGAAUUUUUGUGUGGCUCCUGCUUCUAUCAAAUAUGAUAUUCAUCGACCAAAGUUCAACUUUGAAGAAGAACCUUCUGAUUCUGAAUCUUCUGGACUUGAUCUGACUCUUAGGCUUUGA